AUGGCCAACACGGAACAAGCACCGCAUCAGCACAAUUCGCAAUCACCAGUGGCUCCGAGUACUAUACAUGCGGGGCACGGAAGUGUUAUCCCGCAGAAGCGUGCCCUUGACGGAACUCAGUACCGACAGAAGUCAAAAGUGACCCGCGCAUGCGAUAUUUGCAAAGCAAAGAAGGCAAAAUGCUCGGGUGAGCAGCCAUGCAGAACGUGCGAUCGCCGAGGACUCGAUUGUCGAUAUGAGGCAGUCUACGCGCGAGGGAAGGCGCCAGCACCACGUCGUGUGCGGCAGAAUGUUGUGAACGUCGAUGCAUCGCAGUCAAUACCAGUCCAGCCAGCAGACGCUGCAAGGCCCACCCGUUCGCCUCCGAUCCUCAAUAGUGUUGAAAGGGGCAAUGCGCACCAACCCUUCCCAACUGGCAGCUCAAAAUCUAUCCCAGAAGCUCCCUCUCGAGGUUCGCCAGGUCUCGAAGUAGCAGGUCAAUACUCCGAUACGACUUCCGGACUUUCUUUCCUCCAUCGCGCAUGGCGACGGUUCUCCAAUGGCGAAAGCAGCCAGGUCAUGAGCGGUCAACUGGGCUCUGUCGAAGACAAUCAACUGCUCACUUGCGCUGGUGAUAAGCCAUUCCAGAGACCAGGUGAUGUUCGAAUACCACCGCUGGACCGAGGUCAUGAAUUACUCGGAUUAUACUUUGACGUCUGCAUUGCAACCUAUCGACUUCUCCACAGACCUACGGUCGAGUCGUGGUUCGAUACGGUGUCGAAUAACUUCACAUCAAGCCAGCCACUCUUCACGGGCCUCGGCUACGCGAAAACUUCAAUCGUGCUGUCUGUACUGGCUGUCGCUUGCAUACACGAAGAGAGGGCUAGAGGCGAGAGUGGCCUGUCGCCAGCUACUGGUGAUGCAGUACCAGCACAGAGUGACGAAAUCUUCUGCGAAGCACUUCGGUUGACAGAGACGGAGACUGGGUUCCCAAAGCUCGAAUCCGCUCAAGCGCGACUCAUCCAGGUGUUAUAUCUCUUGAUGUCAUCAAGGUUCAACCAGGCAUGGUAUGCUUUCGGCCAUGCAUUGCAAGUGUUAUCGGCUCUGGGCUUGCACAGACGUGAGGACCGCAAGCGUCCUUUACCAGCUUAUCGAAGAGACUACAUUGAGGAGCAAUGUAAAAGACGAACGUUUUGGGUGGCCUACACGCUAGACAAAUAUCUUGGAGUUAUCUUCGGGCGCCCGCGGCACUACCACGACGAUGACAUUGACCAAGACUUCCCGGACGCAGUCAACGACGAGGAUAUGACUUCCACUGGUCCAAGGGAGAGCGAUAACGACUGUCAUAUUGACUCUUUGAUUUCACAUGCCAAGCUUGCCCAGAUCGCCGAACGAAUCUCAAGGGAGGUUUACUCAAUCAAAGCGAUACCUGAUGAAGAGCGACUAGCUGCAGCUCACCGUCUGGGAGCAGAACUCCGGCAGUGGAGAUCGUCACUUCCUCCGUUCUUGGGUGCAAUCAACCCAAGCAGUCUCAUACCUAGUUUUCGCCGACAAGCCAUGGCUUUGCGAAUGUCGUACUCGCAUGCGGUUAUGCUUGCGCAUCGUCCAUUCUUGUUGAAGAACACCGUGCGUCACAGUGAGGAUUUGAGACGGCUCGCAAGAGAAAGCAUCACAGAGUGCAUCAAAGCUGCCCAGUCGGUAUUGGAAGCAGUCGAUCGUAUGGCUCGGGAGGGUCGCUUGUUCCAUGCUUUCUGGUGGACACAUUACGUCUGCUUCUGUGCAUUAGUAGUUGUCUAUGUCUGGGCCAUCCAAGAAAGCAACAACGAUCCUACUGUUGCUGAACGUCGGGAAAUCCUCGACCAGGCAGAGAAAUGCAUGAACCACCUCGCUCAGGCCACUGCGACUAACUCGCCAUCACGCAAAUACAGCAUCAUUCUACAGGAAUUGCGAACCGAGGCUAAGAGGAAGACUGCGAGAGCGAUGCAAGAGCCGAAUCAGAUUGUUACCUCCAUGGCUGCAAUCCCAACCGGACCUGAUGCACUCCGUGCACGGGUGAACAUGUCUGAUGAACAAUCAAUACAAGACGUAGCUGUUGCGCAGCUCUGGCAGCCGCUCUUUGGCAGUCCUAUUGACACGUCAACCCCUGGACUGCAAAACUUCCUGGACGGUUGGCAGACUACGGAUUGGCUCGAUCUGGACUCGUCGGCGUUUGCCUCUCUACCAAGUUAUAAUGAGCAGUCUUUGACCUGGAUGGGUGGUGUCUGA
Molecule: messenger RNA, 2244 nt
Organism: Macroventuria anomochaeta
Lineage: Eukaryota; Fungi; Ascomycota; Dothideomycetes; Pleosporales; Didymellaceae
Exons: 2
Coding region: 1-2244 (747 amino acids)
Biological process (GO): DNA-templated transcription; positive regulation of transcription by RNA polymerase II
Cellular component (GO): nucleus
Molecular function (GO): DNA-binding transcription factor activity, RNA polymerase II-specific; sequence-specific DNA binding; zinc ion binding
Source: RefSeq, a predicted model, not a curated record